This is a messenger RNA of Lymnaea stagnalis (great pond snail), 147 nucleotides long. NCBI's taxonomy places the organism in Eukaryota, Metazoa, Mollusca, Gastropoda, Lymnaeidae. The record is from the annotation of a GenBank genome assembly.
UGGACGGCAUGGGGCCAAUGCUCGCUGAGCUGCGGCAACGGGACUCAGGCCAGAACCAGGGCAUGCGACGGCCCUUACCACGGCGGCGUGAACUGCACAGGACCCACCGUGGACGCCAAGCGAUGCAACACCCAAAGCUGUGCAGGU